Molecule: messenger RNA, 1502 nt
Organism: Dendronephthya gigantea
Lineage: Eukaryota; Metazoa; Cnidaria; Anthozoa; Malacalcyonacea; Nephtheidae
Product: protein FAM47E-like
Exons: 13
Coding region: 44-1405 (453 amino acids)
Source: RefSeq, a predicted model, not a curated record
UUAAAGAUUAGUAACAUUUCGCGAAGAAGGAUUCAUACCCCAAAUGGCUCAUAAAUACGACCUUUUACUUGUAAAUACUGAACGCGAAGGCGGUAAGAAGCAAAUACCCUGGUACAGAGAAAGGCUGAAGACAAAAUACAUCAACCCACAAAAGUCAAAACAAUGUUCAGGAACAUUGGUUGGGUCAUCAUGGACAUUUGUUCAGAAAGGUUUAGAUGAUUUUCGAGAUGGUAUACCACCUGACAUUGCUGGCAACAGGAUGGUUUUGAAAGGAUACAAAGGAAUCACUCCAAAUAUCAACAACUCAACUUCAGAGGAAAUGCAAUAUAACCUUACAGAUAAAAAGAGAUUCACAAAGGACGAAGUUGUCUAUUCUAAAACAUUGCCGAUGCAACAGCAAAGACGUGAUAAUGUUGAUGAUAUUGAAAUGAGCCUUCUUCAGCAUCAACUGGCAUUGUUUCCACAUCUUGAGGAUUCUGUUCCACCAGAGGUAUUUGAGGAUGUGGUAGAUAUCUUAGACCCAGACCUGCAACUUGGAAGUGUGGAAGGAAGUGAUCUGAUGGAACAGAUUUCAUGCAAUGAGUUGGAUGAAAGUCAAACGAAAACAUCUACACGUCGUGUUCAGUCUCUAUCUCCAACAGAUACGGACAGAAAAAGUGCCCAGGAUUACCACAAGAAUCGUUAUAGAUGGCUGCCAAAGGCGGACGAAACACCAAAGGAAGAAAAAGGGAGGUCAAAUCGAAAGAAAAUAGAGACUCCGAACUUGGAUGACAAAAUACAGAAUGUGACAAAGGAAUUCUGCUCUUGGGUUGAAAGUUUAGGAGGGGACAGCAAUAACAUCGAAGAAUCGACUGUCAUGAGCCUUUUCGCUAGUGGAUACGAAACAAAGCCAACACUCUCUGUUCCUAUCCAUGUUGUCGAGUUAACGAACGUACCUCCUGAAUUACGGGUUAAUGCCAGUGCAUCUGCUUCGCCGCUUCAGCAGAAUGUCGAUAUCAACGAAACAGAAAAACAGACCCGUACCUCGUAUACACCUAGUUGGGUGAAAGUGAAGUAUGGUGCAUGGUAUCUGAAUCCUAAGACGUGGAAGAAGCAGAAAGAUGGCGAAUCAUUAGAGGAUCCUAAAAAACAACAGGAAAAUACUUUAUCUGAAGCGAAGAUUGAAAGUGAAAAACUGGAUAACGAACUAGCUACGUUACAUGGUGCUCGAGCGUUCAAGUGUUUUGUUGAUAAAAAGGGUACUCGGAAACCAGAAUUUCUCUCAGUGGUUGAGAAAUUUCAAGAAGAUAGAAGAGCAAGUGUAGAUCCUCGACCUGCUGCAGUUGCUACUCCUGCGGCAACUGCAAACACGCUACCAUCUGUAGCCAUUAGAACGCCUUCUCCCAGUCCUACGCGACUUGUAUAAUGAAAAGUGGAUAUAUAUAAUGUUGUACAUAUAUUUAUAAUUUAUGUGAAUAAUUUGUUUUUUUUCAAAGAAAGAUGCAAAGAAAACUAAUCUCUUU